AUGCAUCGAUCCACGCGCGCGAUCGCGCUGUGCCUCGUCGUCGUCCUCGCGUGCGCGCCCGCCGCGCACGCGCGAAAGCAGCGCGGCGACGAGAAGGAACGCGAGCGCGACGAGUUGCGGGACCAAGAGGCUCGCGUCGGCUCCACCGAGAGGCGAGGCGCGGUAGUCGAGACGGACCACCCGUCGCCGACGCCGCAAGGAAAAUGGUGGGGAUACUGGGGAUACUGGGGAUACUGGGGGUCCACCUACAAGUGGAACUACGCGUGGUCGUACCCGUACUACUGCGGUGCGCUUCGCGGCGCCUCUUCUCCUUCCUCCCUGUCUUCGCACACUUCCUUCUGUUUCUUCUUUCUCCGUUCCACGCUCACGCGCUCCUCCGCUCGCGAAGACUAUUACGGGUACGGCGGAUGGUACCGCGCCGCGGACAUCAUCAGCGACGCGAACGCGACGACGUCCGAGCUCGCGGAAGCGCGCGCCAUCUCGCGGCAGAUCAACGCCGCGCGCGCGACGCGACGCGCCGCGCUCGGGUGCGUCGACUGGCUCGGCGUGGACGAAGAGAAAAUUUCCUCCGCGCCGAAAGAGCUCGCGGUCGUGGACGACGCGUGCUGCUACCCGUCCGGAUGCGCGCUCGCGGAGAGCAGCGGGUGCGUCGCGGACGGCGCCGCGUGCUGCGUCCCGGACAGCACUCGGGAAGAGGGGAAGUGUUAG
Micromonas pusilla CCMP1545 is the source of this 708-nucleotide messenger RNA. RefSeq lists its product as uncharacterized. The transcript has a single exon. Lineage: Eukaryota; Viridiplantae; Chlorophyta; Mamiellophyceae; Mamiellales; Mamiellaceae. The coding region runs from base 1 to 708 and encodes 235 amino acids. The record is from RefSeq and is a predicted model, not a curated record.